This is a messenger RNA of Pichia membranifaciens NRRL Y-2026, 699 nucleotides long. RefSeq lists its product as hypothetical. NCBI's taxonomy places the organism in Eukaryota, Fungi, Ascomycota, Pichiomycetes, Pichiales, Pichiaceae. The coding region runs from base 1 to 699 and encodes 232 amino acids. The record is from RefSeq and is a predicted model, not a curated record. Gene Ontology annotation, molecular function: zinc ion binding; sequence-specific DNA binding. The transcript has a single exon. Gene Ontology annotation, biological process: regulation of DNA-templated transcription.
AUGCCUGACUCGACUUCUUCGAUGUCGCUCUCGCUCACUUCCCCGGUGUUCACCGCUAAACAGGGAGAGGAAAGGUCUUCCCGGCCACCGAAAAGAAUAUCAAGCUCCGGAAUUUCAAACUCGAAAAUAAACUCCUCCCUUUCUUCGGCUUCGUCCUUGGACUUGGGAACCUUUCCGAUGUCCACCAGUGCUCCUCCGAUGGGCGGUUCCGCUGCUUCCGGUCCUCUCAGCGGCAAUAAUGCAUCGGCAGGGAAUAGCAACGACUACGGCUUUGGAUACGGAUACCAGCAAUACCACUACCAGCAGUAUCAGUACCAGCCGUCGCUGCAAAUUCUUCAUGAGAACUCGUCAACCACAAGCUACGACAAGGAAUCCAUAACUAGGCCAAAGUUGCUGAUUUCGGAGAGCAUAAACCAACACAGCAAAAGCAACAACAUUAGCGACGUCAGGGGCGAUGGUAUGGCUGACCCGGCCGACUUGAUAACCAUUCAUGUCGCAAGCAUGGAAUGCAUGCAUUGCUCGUCGAAGGGCACGCCGGAAUGGAGAAGAGGUCCCGGUGGUGAAAGGACACUAUGUAAUGCGUGUGGCUUGUUCUACUCCAAGUUGGUCAAAAAGUACGGAGAAAACGAUGCGAAAGCCAUUAUGGCGAAUAGGAAGAAAAUGGGCAAAAGCAUGGAUAGGAGGUUAUCCAUAACUUGA